Molecule: messenger RNA, 2340 nt
Organism: Exophiala aquamarina CBS 119918
Lineage: Eukaryota; Fungi; Ascomycota; Eurotiomycetes; Chaetothyriales; Herpotrichiellaceae
Product: dipeptidyl-peptidase 4
Exons: 1
Coding region: 1-2340 (779 amino acids)
Biological process (GO): proteolysis
Molecular function (GO): dipeptidyl-peptidase activity; serine-type peptidase activity
Source: RefSeq, a predicted model, not a curated record
AUGGUGUUGAACUUUCGAUUCCUUCUGGCGCUGGCGCUAGGCAGUGCCAUUGCCAUUGAGGUGCCUCGUCAACCCAAACAACCUCUGGGAAAUGGAACGCGACUUCUAGCUUUUAAUGACACAAUACCCAGCGCUAGACUCAGAAGUAAUACAACCUCUAUUGACUGGUUUGCUGGAGGCGAGGAUGGCGUCGGUGUCACUUUGUCGGAUGAAGGUGAUCUCGUGCUCCAGGAUUUCGUCACUGGCAAUACAUCUAUCUUAGUACCUGCCGGCGCAGUUCCAUCCGACUACUGGGAAUAUUUCAUUCAGCCAAGCUUGGAGCGGGUACUGUUCUCUACGAACUAUACGAAGCAGUACCGCCAUUCAUACUUUGCUGAUUAUGUCAUUUAUGAUGUCGCAAGCAACGAGACCUUGCCGUUGGACGAAGAACAGCAGGGCGACGUUCAGUAUGCUUCCUGGGCACCCAUUGGAAAUUCCAUCGCUUUUGUUCGUGGUAACAACUUGUACAUCAGCAAUGGUUCAGAAGUAACACAAAUCACUUCCGAUGGAGGACCGGAUAUUCUCCAUGCCGUGCCUGAUUGGGUUUACGAAGAGGAGAUAUUUGGCGUCGCGUACUCCUUCUGGUGGAGCCCCGAUGCGAAUUACCUGGCCUACCUCAGCUUCAAUGAGACGGGGGUUGGCACCUUUUCAAUACCUUACUACAUGCACGAUCGAAAAAUUGCUUCUCCUUACCCCUCUGAGCUCGAGCUCCGAUAUCCUAAGGUCGGCACCACAAAUCCAACUGUCCAAUUCACCUUGCUUGACAUCCAGACGUUGGAAGGUUCCCCUAUCCUGGUGGAAGCGUUUGAAGCGAAUGACACUAUCAUAGGUGAGGUGGCCUGGGUUACCGGCGAACAUUCCAGCGUGCUCUUACACGUUUUUAAUCGCGUGCAAGAUAUGGAAAAGUAUGUGCUUGUCGAUGUUGAAUCUGGCAACACGAGCACCGUUCGAGAGAGAGAUGGUUCAGACGGCUGGCUCGACAACAAUCUAGCAAUCACUUACAUUGGCUCCGUCAAUGGUAGCAACGAGACCUGGUACGUAGAUCUAUCAGAUGAAUCAGGCUGGAACCACUUGUACCUCUUCCCAGUCGUUGGAGGUGACAAUGUGACUCUCACCUCUGGUGAAUGGGAAGUCACCGACAUUCUCAGUGUCGACUCGGAAAGAGAACUUAUCUACUACCGAUCAACGACCUUUCACAGCACGUCCCGCCAUGUGUACAGUGUGUCUUACACGACCGGAGAGAUCACGCCUCUGGUAAACGACGAAGAGCCCGCGUAUUAUUCGGCAUCUUUUUCACCUUCUGGAGGCUACUAUCUCCUAUCAUAUCAGGGUCCCGAUGUGCCAUAUCAAGAUCUCUACUCCACAGAUUCCUCCGAACCUCUGUCCACCAUCACAAGUAAUUCUGUCCUCCAUGAUGCGAUCCAAGAAUACAACUUGCCCAAUAUAACAUACUUUGAGCUUCAACACCCGGAUGGCUACACUCUUAACGUUAUGCAACGACUCCCACCCAAUUUUAACUCCUCUCAUCAGUAUCCAGUACUUUUUAUUCCAUAUGGUGGCCCUGGAGCCCAAGAGGUCUCACAAACAUUCUCAGCCCUGAACUUCAAAGCAUAUAUUGCCAGCGACCCGGAACUCGCCUAUAUCACCUACACUGUUGAUGGCCGUGGUACUGGCUACAAAGGCCGUGCCUUCCGUGCAAUUGUUGCCUCCCACCUCGGUCGCUAUGAGCCCCUUGACCAAAUUUGGGCUGCAGAGCAGAUCAUUUCCAGCUUUUCUUACGUCAAUCCCGAGAAGUUUGGCAUUUGGGGGUGGUCGUUCGGCGGCUAUUUGAGUGCAAAGGUGGUGGAGCUUCAAGGGUCUGGAGGUCCAUUCAGUCUCGGACUCAUCACAGCCCCGGUUACAGACUGGCGCUUCUACGAUUCAAUGUAUACGGAAAGAUACAUGAAAACCUCAACCAUGAAUGAAGCUGGGUACAAUGAAACGGCGGUUCGAAAUGCGACAGGGUUCAAGGACAUUCGUGGUGGAUUUGCCAUUAUGCACGGCACGGGUGACGACAAUGUCCAUUACCAGAACACCGCCGCACUGAUCGACUUGCUGGUCGCUGAAGGGGUGACGAGUGAGAAUAUGGACAUGUUUGCUUUCACGGAUAGUGACCACUCAAUCAAUUACAACGGUGCUACGACAUACAUCUACAAGUACUUGAGUAAAUUGCUGUGGGAGGAGGUUCAGAGGGUGCCGGCAGAGAGCUUGGCCCAUCAGUGGUCGAAGAGGAAAGUUGUCGCACGGGAAUGGGUUGCAUAG